AUGUCAUCAGACCCAUUAGUAUUAUCAUAUGGAGAUACAUCAUUGUAUCAAUCAGAUAUAGAUAUUCUAAAACAAAGAUAUCAAUGGUUAAAUGAUGCAAUCAUUCAAUUCUUUUUUGAAUACUUAUCAGAAGAAUCAUUUAAAGAAUAUUUAGAUAGAAUAUGUUUUAUGAGUGCAAGUACAGUGUUUAUGUUACACUUUAUUCAAGACGCUAGUGUCAGUGGUUUAAAAGAUAUAAUUGGUGGAUUGAAAUUAGAUUCAAAGGAUAUUGUAUUUAUACCAAUUAAUAAUAAUCAAGAUCCAAAUGUCAUUGCUGGUGGUUCACAUUGGUCUCUGUUGGUAUUUAUCAAAGCGUUGAAUUGUUAUUAUUACUAUGACUCAUUACCAAACUCUUCAGAGGGGAAUAGAGAAUGUGCAUGUUUAAUUGCAAAAACAUUGUCUCCUUUAUUACUACCACCGACGAUGAAAUGGAAUGUGUCAUCAAUGUUUAAAAUACGUCAAGCUCCCAAACAAUCAAAUGGAUAUGAUUGUGGAUUGGCUUCUUCACAAACCACCAAUGAUUCCAUUAAACACGACCCAUCUGUCAAGUAUCUUGACCAAGUCAGAGCUUUGAUUCAACUCGACAAAGCCAGGGCCACCAACCUAAAGUGCAUUGUCGUAGGCACCGACUAUCAAGACUGUACCGUUAUUAUGCUCGAGAAAGGCUCUUUGGAGUAUCGCGAUCAUAUUCGCAAUGGAAACACACCUUACGACGCCGAUCCAGAGAAAGAAGCAAAGGUAGAGAUAGAACCCGAUGGACUUAGUGGCUGUUUUCAACAUGGUGGUAUCUAUCGUCUUGGUGGCCGUAGCACCGUAUGGACACUCGAUCGUAUCCUCGAGGAUUUCCAAGUCGAACUAUCUGCUCAACUAUUGGACUCGGCCAAUUGCAAUGUCGUUUGCAUGUUUCACCAAUUAAAGUCUGACAUUGAGAAGGAAUUUGGUUCCAUUGUCAAUACCCGUCAUGCAUUUUCCAAGUAUAACAUUGAUGACGUCGUCACAAUGAUUUUACAGUUGGUAUCAACAGUCGAGAAACGCACCAUCCUCCACAACUAUACUAGUCAUGCCAUGACUGAGUUUGCCAAUGCCGUCGCUCUCUACCCAUGCAGUACCUGGGACUCAAUGCCAAAAUCCCAGUUGGUCUCAAAUAUUUUGAAUCGACCAGUGGAUCUUUCAAAAGAUGACAUAGCCUCAUUCAACGAGGUAAUCAAAUCCUGUUCCAAUCUACUCAAGUCAUCAGACGGAACAAAACAAUUCGUCAUUGACGAAAAGCAAUUCGUUCAACUUUUGCCAAAGAGACAACUGUCUCUAUUUUUGGUGACCAAACUUUCACAAACCGUAGAUGGUGGUUUUUUAGUCACAAUCAACGACGACCAAGAUCCAUUGGUUUUGGAUAACCAAACAAAACUAAUUUUAGCUACCGGUCCCUUUCCAGCUACCGACCUCAUAUUGAAAUCAUUCCCACACUUGAGUGACAUAGUCGGAAAGGAUUUCUCUUCCCAUAGCUCGUCAUCGGUCAUCUUCAGAAUCAGAAAGAACAACCACCAAACCCAAUCUCGAUUGCUUGAAUUCUUGAAAACACUAGAUGAUAACCACGACAAUAUGGAAGGGUUUUAUCUUUCAGGUGUUUUCAAGGACGGAACAAAGCCACUAAACGAAUGGCAUGCUCAGUUGUCCGUGAUUCAUCCCGGUCGCAAUGGUCAUGUCACCCAGGUGGGAUAA
Cavenderia fasciculata is the source of this 1758-nucleotide messenger RNA. It is a transcript of the gene senp8, whose product is annotated as sentrin-specific protease 8. Gene Ontology annotation, biological process: proteolysis. The record is from RefSeq and is a predicted model, not a curated record. Gene Ontology annotation, molecular function: cysteine-type peptidase activity; deNEDDylase activity. NCBI's taxonomy places the organism in Eukaryota, Evosea, Eumycetozoa, Acytosteliales, Cavenderiaceae. The coding region runs from base 1 to 1758 and encodes 585 amino acids. The transcript has 6 exons.